This is a messenger RNA of Gongylonema pulchrum, 450 nucleotides long. The record is from the annotation of a GenBank genome assembly. NCBI's taxonomy places the organism in Eukaryota, Metazoa, Nematoda, Chromadorea, Rhabditida, Gongylonematidae.
AUGGCCGAAUCGAAUUCUCGCUAUCCUCAGCAGACAAUAUCACUGCACGAAAAUUGCGGCUUCGCGGUUGCUGUGGCUUGCAGCUCUCCUUUGCCAUUUAAUUCAUUUGAGCAGCUAUGGAUCAAUUUUGUCAACGAAAAGCUGCAGCAGUUUUUCAAUCACCACAUGUUCGUACUAGAACAAGAGGAAUAUGCUAGGGAGCACAUCGAAUGGACGUUUAUCGACUUUGGCCUCGAUCUUCAAGCUUGCAUCGAACUAAUUGAGAAACCUAUGGGUAUCAUAUCGAUGCUCGAUGAGGAAUGCAUCGUCCCGAAAGCAACCGAUAUGACACUGGCACAAAAACUCAACGAACAGCACUUGGGCAAACAUCCGAAUUUCGACAAACCAAAACCACCCAAAGGUUUCUACUAUUCACGAGAAACAAAUUCUGUUAAUGUUAUGGCAAAAUGA